AUGACCUCGCUGCACCAGCCCCCAGCGCCUGCCAUCCUCAACACUUUUGCAGAGCCCGCAGAGCUCGAGGAGGCUCUCGCCCAGUUUGUCGUCCGCGCACAGCGCGAUGCCAUCGACAAGAAGGGCCGCUUCACUCUCGCCAUCUCAGGGGGCUCCCUACCGAAGCAGCUCGGCCGGCUUGUGGGAAACCCCAACGUCAAGUGGGACAAGUGGCAAGUCUUCUACGCCGACGAACGCGCCGUACCCCUCGACCACCCCGACUCGAACCACAGACUCUGCACCGACGAGCUCUGGUCCAAAGUCCCCCUCCCCUUCUCGCACAUCCACGCCAUCGACGCCGACCUCCUCCCACAACUAAGCACCCCCGACAAAUCCACAGACGACGCCCUCGACGAGCUCGCAGACGCCUACGAAUCGCAGCUCAUCGCCGAAUUCGCACAAAAAGACAGCGCCCGCUUCCCCGUCUUCGACCUCCUCCUCCUCGGCCUCGGCCCCGACGGCCACACCUGCUCCCUCUUCCCCGGGCACGCCCUUCUCGCAGAGGAAGACCGCUGGGUCGCGUGGAUCAAGGACUCGCCCAAGCCCCCCGCGGCGCGCAUCACGUUCACCUUCCCCGUCAUCAACCACGCAGCGCGCGUCGCGUUCGUCGCCGCCGGCGCGAGCAAGGCCGACACGCUCGCUGCCGUCCUCGAUCACCCCGAGGACGGCCUGCCCGCGAGCCGCGUGCGCCCCGCGCAUCCGGGCCAGGUCUUCUGGUUCGUCGACGAGGCCGCCGCGCAAAAGGUCCAGUACCCGCGGUCCGAGUUCAAGCUGUAA
Molecule: messenger RNA, 816 nt
Organism: Coniophora puteana RWD-64-598 SS2
Lineage: Eukaryota; Fungi; Basidiomycota; Agaricomycetes; Boletales; Coniophoraceae
Product: 6-phosphogluconolactonase
Exons: 2
Coding region: 1-816 (271 amino acids)
Biological process (GO): pentose-phosphate shunt; carbohydrate metabolic process
Molecular function (GO): 6-phosphogluconolactonase activity
Source: RefSeq, a predicted model, not a curated record